AUGGCAGCCGAGGAAUACGGCCCUGUGCUGAAGCAGUGGAACAUCGACGAGGCAUCAAUAACGAAGGCGCAUGAGUCAGAGCUCGCGGAACGAAAGUACAAGUUUGCUUUCCUGAAUAGGGAAGACUCCAAGAACAUCCAGCAUGCAGCCAACGCCGCCAAAUACGCCGAAAAGACAGAGACGUCAAAGAUUCCGAAGGGAGCGCAGAAUCUUCGUGGGAAAAAAAAUGAAGCCAGAGCACGGCAAGUCGUGGAGACUAGCCUCAUACUGCUGGAGGGUAGAGCGACUGCCAGCGAAAAGGAGUUGGACUCACUUCUGGAACAACUGCAAGAGGCCGAGUUCAUGCUCAACCGAGCCGAGCGAAUGCGCUCUCAGGAAGAUCUAGUGCUACCGCUGUACGAGCCUCUUGCGCAACGGGCGGCAGAAGGCGAUUUCCGUGCUCCAUUCUUGAAUGUUUUCUGCGGUCUUACGGUGGCCUCAAACGACACCAUGUGGGAAAAGCUGACGUUCAUCACUCACCUCUUCGACAUCAAUGAUAGCAAGGUGAAAGCCUGGAUGGCAGGGAUAAUCGCACGUUCACCGAAACUGUCCGACAUUUUCGGGUCGAGUUGGAGUUUCGGGCAAAUGAGCACCGUAAUGCGAUGCAGUAUGAGCAUGGUGCACGAGUUCGAGCUCAGCAUGAUAAGCAUGAUAGACCUAAAGCACAAGGUGGCGCGCAAGCUGAUAAAGCAUCGACCAUGCCUGCAAAAGGAAAACGUUCAAGUUGUGCACGAUCGUGCAUUGGCCAUGGGCGAUGACGAUCCCCUGAAACCGGACUACUCGCGCUUUUUGCAUUCAGAUCAGAAGAGGUCAUUCUCGAAUGCGGUUUCCCUUCGCCACGGGCACCUUGAGAACCUCUCCCACUGGCGAGACACCGUUCGAAUCAAAGCGGUCACCAAGAUACAGAACUUGUUCCGUGGGAAGCUAGCGAGACAAGCAGCAGAGACGAUGGCCAAGAAGCAAGCCUUUCUUUGCGCCCGAGCGAUGGCGGUAGAAGAUACUCGCCAACGCAUCGCGGCCGAAAUUUGGAAGCGAGAAGCGGCAUCGGGUGUCGGGCGACUUAAAUGGGAUGCCAAGGCAGAUUUGCGCGACAUGGCAGGUCAACUUUGGGGGAACGGAGCCAAUUCCGUCACAGAUCUUGGCCGGCCCCAAACUCCACGAAAGGAAGGAAAGGAAGGAAGCGGUGCGGUUGACGUCGAGUCAGCCGCGAAAAUGUCAAUCCUGGCGAAUGGGUCCGUUAACGAUCCUUUCAGUGGAGGUGGUCAGCUCCCACAGAAAACCAAUGCCCCGAUGGCCGACGGCGCGCUGUCAUCCGUCGGCGGCUCCCCUUCUGUCAGACAAGGGUUCGAGCUGGACUCGGUCAUUGUUAGGGUGAACGGACAGAUGGUAAAGAUAAAGCUGACGGAGGUCCGCAAGCAGCUGAUGGUCGUGGGGGCGUUUCCUCCAGAAUUAUAUGGAGUAGGCGAGACCUUCGAGGAGAUGCGCCUAAGGGAAAAGCUGGCGGAUGCUGAUCCCGCCGUUGAGGACCUAGCACGGCGUCUCAGGAGCUGGGAUGCCGCGAUGACUCAAGUCAAAGUAGAUGGCCUCCUCGCUGAGUUGCCUACGAAGCGUUUGCUCAUGCAGUAUGCUCAAGGAUUCGUCGACCGCGCAGAUCCUCCGGGCAACUUCCAGGUUGCCGAUGGAAUGUCUGAAGCAGAGGCAGGCUACGAGCGGCGUUUCACCGCAGCAAAAUUGCAGGGCAGGUCCAUUGAGGAGGUGGAGCAAACCCACAACCGCAACAUGCUCAAAGAAGUCAAGAGAAGAAUGCAGGCAAGCAUACCACUAACAUGGGGUCAGUUGAACAACAUGAGCCGAAUCGAUGCUGCAGAGCAGGAGCUUGCCGAAAUUCGUCGGAGGGAAACUAGCGAUCGAGCUCUCAAGCAUAGAGCGGGUGGACUCCCCUAUACCGCCCAGAUACGAGAGGCCCACCGCUAUGACUGGACAAGACGCUACACUGCAGCCAUGUCAGCAGACGAAACCUCGGAAGAAGCACUAGAGAUCAAGUACCUGGAAGUUGCCAAUGUUUGCAACGACUUCUUGGAGGUGGCAAAGCACCUUGCGACAACGAUAAUCGACGAGGGCCACGUUGAACUGGUCGACAAAACUAUUCGUCCCGUGAUGGAAAGUGCUUGCAACGGGCGGGGUGUGGAAGGUAACAGAGGUCACGGUGGAAAGCGGUAUAAGUAUGAAGCGUUCAACAUUCGACUCAAGGUUUGCUGCGACGACCACGGUUUGUUCAACGGAGACGACGAGUGUGCAGCCAAAGGAUACGGAGGAAGGGGACUAUUGGGCGCUCUGGAAUAUAUGAAACAACACGAACCAGGCGAGACCAACGUUGGACUCAUCUUUGUAUUAAUAGCGUUCGAGACCAUCCCGAUGCAACACAACGAACGCUGCGGAACACUCGAUUCCGCCUCCAACAUACCCUCCUGGCGCGUGUCACGAACACAAGGUCUUUCUUUGUUUGGUGCAUUACCGUCAAAGAUCAGACUGCGCCCCUUGUCAUUCGUGGUUGUGGAACUGGCAGGCUUGAAUAUUCCUCUGACGUGCACAGUGGACUACCAUGGCUUUCGGGUUCUGGCCGUUGCUAAGGUUCCGAUCAAUACACCGAUAUUCACCAGCUCCGGGAAGCUUCGGCGGGCGCAUGAAGACAUGGUCCAUGGCACUGCUGAUGCAGGAGAUACAAUUCGCAAUGAAAAUCGAGUGUUGAAUUCGAAGCUUCAAGCAGUGGCAGAGAAACUUAACCUGAGCUUCCAUCUGGUGAAGAAAACAAUACUUCGAAGAAACAUGUUCACAGCCACGCUCGCUACGUGCGAUUUCACUGUUUACACUCUUGCACCUCGAAACAAGGGCGUGCGAGAGCUGAACAGCACAGCACUGUGGGCGACAGCUGACCUCAGGGGAUACCGGAAAGACAAGAGUACAUUUUACCUGCUCAACUUUUGGCGAGCUUUCCCAGCGGAAGACCCUACAGGCACACCUCAUCUGAAACCAUCCGCGCGUGGGCAAAGUAUAAUGUGGAGAGGGCUUCGGCCUGAACUAGUACGGUCAAAUCCGGUCCCACUUAGUCCAGAUGCGAACCUAUUGGUGACGCGUGACGCGCCCGACUGGCGUCAGCAAAGGGAUGAUGUACUCGAGGCGACAAGGCGACUUGUGAAUGAGGUUCUGCCCAGCUUUGCCGAGGAGUUGAGUCGGAAAGACAUUGGGAGUGCUGAGGGGGCUUUUGGCUACGGCUUCAACAUCACGGCCGAUAUGCACCGCAGGGGCAUCGGGGUUCGCCAUAUGGGCCUUCUUCGCGAUAUGUUAUGGAGGCCUCUACAUGGAAGCGUUGACCUGUCGUUUAACUCAAACCGCAUCCGUACCAAAACAGACAUGAGGCUGCAACUGGGGAGGGGGGACCAGGUUCGCAUCGAUGGUAGCGUUUUCACCGUUAGCGUCAAGCCUAGGCACGAGUACUCGGCAUCGUGCAUCACCCUUGACCGGAAGGUGGAAAUGAUGAGUCGUAACAACGUCUCCAUCUACAAAGGUAAGGUUGGCUCGGACAGGAAUUCCUUGGAGAUUCGCCGUCUGCUGCUGGCUGAAAUGGCGGCGAGGGCGACGAAAAAUAUGCUCCGGCAACUGCUGCGGACAUCGGCGGCGCAGAGUCACACCACGGCGCAUCAAACGCAGGUGUUGCUCACGGUCGAGUCCAUGAACAUCGUCUCUGGCAGUCAUCACCGAUCACAACAUUUCUGGAGCGAGCGACUCCUGCCAAGCAUUCGAAGUAGAUACGGCGAAUUGGCGGUUGACCACGCUGAGGAGGGUAAUAUUCGGCUCCUUCUCCAGCCAUGUAUUGUCUACAUCAUCCAACGCCUUCAGGAAAUGCUGGGGUUCGCCUUGUCGACCGCCUGUUCAAAUCAUUUCUACAGUCGUCCAUGCGGGUUCAAGUUCACCAACCUUGACAUAACUAACGCGCCCAUGAGAAUCAAGCACAACGCGCCGAUGAAAGAGGUAGCGGAAGCUUCUAUGCUCGUGCUACGGGCAAACAAGGCUCGGGCUACCGACUAUGUGCAGCUGGUGCAAAGGGCUCAACCGGAGCUGUAUUUGACUCUCGAGGAGCGCAAGGGCUCGAGGGUGGCUGUCAACCACGGCCAGGGAGGCAUAGCCCUUAGCGGAUAUUAUGUUGGUCCCAUCAAAUUCGAGCGGCCAGGACCAAUCGCAAAUGACCCUCUGAACAGAGCCGUGCAGCUGCAGCCAGCGGCGCAUUGUCGCAUUGACACCAAAAACACCGGAAGGCGCCUUGCGCCUAUGCAGUCACAUCUAUCGUUCAGCGUGGAGAGCUGGGCGAAGUGCGAAGGAGGUCUAGAUACCACUCGCUACGUUCUCAUGACUGGCAGGUGGGUCCGACGUAGGCUUACAAUCGACGAUCCAACGCUGUUUGAGCCACGCUGCCAAAACGAACGCCCCCGAACGGUGGUCAACUUUCUGCUCUGCCAAUGGUUUCUCACCUGUACUGCUAUCCACAGGUACUCUCUUUUGGCUACAAGAGAUAACUGCUGGGCCGCAUCAAUUUGCACAGAAGACGGCUCUGAACUCUAUGUUCUUGGGCCAAAGGUCGUGCAUGGAGAGUGGGUACACCUGGUUGUCAUCUACGACGGAGUUAUCGUGCGCAUGUACGUCAACGCCGAACUCGUGGCCCAGAUGGAAGUUCAUGUGGCCGUGGAACGCGUGAGAUCAGAGAAGAAAGCUGAGCAGGACAGGGCUUUGGCAGCUAUACAGGAGGAGGAAAACCGGGCUCGUGAACGAUGCAAAGCUGUGACAGAGAGGGAGCUUGACGCGUACUGCAAAACUCGCGAAGGAGAGGCCCAGUUAACACGUGCCGCGAAUAAGCUUCGUGAAAAGGCGACUCUCGCGUCGCAGAUGGACCGCGAUGCCGCCAAGAAAGGCGUGGUAAAACUGUCGAAGGCGGACGCAAAGGCGCAGGCCCGGCUAGACUUCAAGACUGAGAUGUACAUGCGAAACGUCCAGAAGGUCGCUGAAAAGUAUAAACGUAAGCGUGACGAUCUCCAAGAUUUAGUUGCACAGGAACUCGAAGAGAUAUGCGGACGUGCCGAAAAGCCGUUACGAGUGGGGGCGAUGUGCCGAUGUAAACGAUCGAAGACCGGACGAAAUUUCUUCAGCGGGGAUCUAUGCCACGUGGCCGUGUACCUGUCGGCGUUGCCCGUCGACACGGUUAGAGCCCAUCAUUUCGCCGGCGUUCAAGCGACCGCGAGAGAGAGUGACCGUCUCUACAUGCUAGCCGGUGUCAAGUUCCAAGCAGCCCUGGCCGUUGCUCCUGAUGACAUCGAGAUCAUAUCACGCUACGCCCAAAGCGUGAUAAACUAUCUUGAGCUGGAGUCAAUGCAGAGCAAAAAUCCACGGCGAAGCCAACGCAUGGUGGAGGAAGCAGUGGAUAUGUUUGUGCGGAUGGAGAAUUGGGAUGGGCUUGCCGUCAUAUUCAGCCGGCUACCUUCAGCUCCGCUGUACGCAGGUUCUUUCUGCCAAGCCUUCCUUGCCACGGUGGCUUCAGUUCCGGGCUACUUCGCUUCGUCACUACACAUGCCGUUGAAGAAUCUGGCGCACAUGCCGAAAAAGUUUUACCUGGAUAUUGCGGGUGCUGACGAGAUCAUGAUCGAGGUAGCUGCGGCGGUGUACCGCCUAGUGCUCUCAGACCUCAGCCUGGCCGAUAGUUUCGGGCAAGUGGACCUUUCAUGGCUACCUGUGAUCAAGUCAGCUCCCACUGUGGUCGCGACAGUCUUACAGGCGGAAUCAGAUGACGACGAACGAAUUGUCGAUCUCGAGAAGUAUCACUUGGAUUGCUCCAAUGUGCAAGAAACCGACGUGAAGGCACUCAUCAACAACCGCCGGCUCGCGGUAGUUCUGAAUUUGACGGGCUGCAAGUGGGUCACCGACGAGAGUAUGGAGCACGUCGCCAAAGUCCUUGUGCACCUUCAAGCUUUCACUGUAUCGGGGUGCCAGCUUAUUACGGACAAGCAUCUCGAACGAAUCAUGCGGCGCAACGGAGGGCUGGCCGUUCUCGGUCUGAGUAGGUGUCCAGGCAUCGGCUCGCUCGCCCUAGCUCGUAUUCCUUAUAUCUGCCAGGGCCUGAAAACUGUCGACCUCAGCCACAACGCCAACGUCACGGAUGACGUACUCGGUCAAUUGGCCAGGUGCUGCCGGAGGCUAGGAACGCUGUACCUCCAGUAUUGUUCUUUUGUUACAGAUGUCGGGGUACAGACGCUUGCGGUGGAAGUAAACCACGAAACCCUCACGUCCUUGGACCUGAGUGGGUGUGUGUUGUUGUCUGAUUACAGCAUCGUAGCGUUGGGGCAGCUCUGCCGGAAGCUACGGCGCCUCAACCUGAAAGCCUUGAACCGGGUGACCGAAGAGGGAGCAAGCAGCGUCACGCGAAAUUGCUGGGACAUGGAGUACCUGUGCUUGGAGGACAUGUACAACCUUAUGGACAGCGCGUUCGUGUUCGAUUUUUCAGUUGAUGGAAGGAGAGCUGUGGAGGCGAACAUGCUCACGAGCGUCACCGACAUCAACCUUCACGACUGCAACAAGCUCACGGACACAGCAGUGGAUCACAUAAUGAAGCGCGCCUGUCAAAUUCAAACCCUUAAUUUGGCGGGGUGCUGCAACCUCACCGACACGGCUUGCGCAUAUAUUGUUCAAGACCCAGUUUCAGGGUCAAGGAGAGGAGCCUCUCUUACGUCGCUGAAUCUAGGGUAUUGCCUGAACAUCACCGACAAAGGAGUGGCACGUUUGGUGGCGUCUGCUACGAAACUUCUACACAUCAAUCUCGCUGGGUGUGUGCAGCUUACAGAUGAGGGUGUCUUGACGCUUGUGUCGAUGUGUACUAGAUUGCAGGAAGUUGUCUUUGCCCAGUGCAAACACCUGACGGACAAAACUCUGUGUUACCUUGCAGACUUUCUGUGGGUGGAAGAGUUGGACAUUUCACACUGCAGCAAGGUAUCAGACGAUGGAAUGGAAGUGAUUGCGAUUGAAUUUGCAGGCUUGCGCAGUCUUAACCUCAAACGGUGUAGUCGUCUUACUGAACGCACCCUUGAUGUACUCAGCAUGUACUGUUCGCAUUUGAAGCACGUUGAUCUUCGAGAUUUGUCGAAUUGUGGUGGAAAUGCGGUUGAUAGGCUCAAGCAAGCACGGCCACAGCUGGUAAUCUUGACCUAGAAGGAUUUGCGUCAAGGAUUUCGACGUAGGAACAGGGACGGAGGACUGAUCGAAACUAUAUACGCGAGACCAAAGUCAGAUGUGUUUCUACAAAUAAAGUAACACAGGAAGUACCAGUUCUCCCUACUCC
Molecule: messenger RNA, 7417 nt
Organism: Ectocarpus sp. CCAP 1310/34
Lineage: Eukaryota; Phaeophyceae; Ectocarpales; Ectocarpaceae
Source: the annotation of a GenBank genome assembly